Syngnathus typhle (broad-nosed pipefish) is the source of this 5620-nucleotide messenger RNA. Its product is annotated as WD repeat-containing protein 49-like. The transcript is spliced from 17 exons. Lineage: Eukaryota; Metazoa; Chordata; Actinopteri; Syngnathiformes; Syngnathidae. Bases 1 to 2601 code for a protein of 866 amino acids. Gene Ontology annotation, molecular function: protein binding. The record is from RefSeq and is a predicted model, not a curated record.
AUGGCAGCCAGGAUGGAGGUGACGCUGCGUGAGAGCAGGAUGAGCAUGGAAGACUACAAGAAGCUACAGAAUCUGUUCUUUGUCUCCCCGGGGUUGUCUCGCUCUUUGUCCAGAAGUGAAUUCAUCCGUCUGGCCUGCUCAACAGUUGGUCAUGGCUCCAAAGAGGAGUACGGCCUGUUGUUCGACUGCGUCGCUGUCAGUCAGGGGCACCACGACCUUUUCCCUGACAGCGAUUCUGUGAAGGAAGAGGGUCGGAUGAACUGGGAUGGGCUAUGCUCUUUUCUUCAGCAGGAUCUAUUUGAAAAGCUGAAGCACAGCAGAGUGAAACGCGUGCCUUACUGGAAGCCGCCUCGCACUCUGACCUGUCCCCAUAGAGACCCGGUCCAAAAGGUGUUGUACCUGCCAAGUUGGGGUCAGUACAUGACUGUGAGCAAAAGAGGAUCUGUGGGGCUGCGGGACCGCAGAGACAUGUCUCUUCUGAGUACCCAACGACUGCCUAACUGUACAGUCCGACCCAAAGACCUGUGGGUGACGGACGUGGUGCUGUUGCAAAACGUACACAAGAUAGCCGCGUCAUUUACAAGUAAGGAGGUAUGCUUUUAUGACAUAUUAUCGAAAGAGAACUUCAUCUGCCAAUAUAAAGUCCAGGGUUUAAGGUUUACUCCAUGGUGUCUGGACUAUUGGUCCAAUGCCUCCAAGCCAGAUCAGGCUAUCCUCACUAUAGGUGACAUCGGUGGACAGGUCAGCGUUUUACAUUUCACAUCAGUCCAGAUGUAUUUGUUUGAGCGGCGUCGUCUGUGGACCGACUCGGAUUCUGCGGUCAUCGUCCAAUGGGAUGAUGUGCUCAAAGGAAAGCAUCACUGCUGUCACAUUGUUCAACAUCAGGCACACAAGCCAGCCUGGGUGAGGAAAGUGCUUUACUUGGACUCACUGGAAGCCUUUGUGUCGUGUAGCACCGAGCCACAAAGCAGCAUAGUGAUUGGCUGGAAGGCGAAGGACAGCAAGCGCCUACAAGUGACCGCUUUGUUUACAAAAAGAGGAGUUUGGGACAUAGACUAUCACCAUGAACUUAGGAUGAUUGCCACUGCAGGUUUGGAUCAUCAGGUUCUGUUGUGGAAUGCCCACGUGACUGCCAAGCCAGUGUACAUACUCAAUGGACACGUAGCCCCAGUUACGGCGGUUUGCUUCCUGCAGAAGAAAAAACAACUACUAAGCUACUCCCGAGAUAAGGUUCUGUGUUUAUGGGAUGUUUCAAGUCAGCUCUGUAUUCAUCGCCUGGAUGCCGUUUUCCCAGCGACGCAGGAUGACACGCGCACACUCCUGCUCCUGAUCGAAGAGCGCCAACUCCUGCUGCUCACCUUCAAUAGCAUGCUUGUCUUGCUGGAGAGCACGAAGGAGGAGAUGAGGCCCGGCAGUCAUGAGCACCCUGUCACCUGUGUGCUUUACAACAGCCUUUUCAGACACGUAAUAAGCAGCGACACUGGCUCCUCUGUGAUCUGCUGGCUGGCUGACACGGGCCAAAAGGUUAAGCAAAUCCACCGUUGCCAUGGAAAUGCCGACAUCUCCACCAUGGCUUUGGAUGGCACGCAGACACGGCUGUUCACUGCAGGCAGUGAUGGAGAGGUUAAAGUGUGGGAUUUCAAUGGCCGCUGCCUCCACAGAAUGAACGUUGCCCUGGGCAAGUCUGCGGCCAUCUCGCAAAUGCUGCGGCUGAGGACAAGCCUCCUGGUCAUGGGUUGGGAGAGGAUGCUGACAGUAUUCCGCCGGCAUUCCUUCUCUAAGCUUCACGUUGACCCAUCAGAGUGGAAGGGCGGUGUUCAUCAUCGCGCUGAAGUUCUCUGUGCUGCCUUCCAACCUCCGCAGACUCUAGUCACAGGAAGCCGCGAUGGAGAGAUUAUAGUGUGGAACAACAACACAGAAAAAGCUCUGAGGAAACUACAGCUGCCGGCUAAACAUGAAGAAUUCAAGCAAACGAAGCAUUCCCUUGACACCAUCUCCACGUUGUCGUUUUUACAAGGUCGUACAUCUGCACAAAUAGCAAAAGGUGGUGCCGACUUGGUGUCAUGUGGCAGUUCUAGUCUGGUCAGGCUCUGGAACACGGUCCACGGCCGUCUACUGGGACACUUCAUGGCUCACGAAGCACAGCUGGGCUCUGUCGUCAUGAACGUCAGUCCCUGUGGAAAGCUUUUAGUCACAGCAGAUCGGGUGGGCACAAUCAAGACAUGGGACAUCGAGUAUUACUGCCUGGAGUCAAACGAGGAAGUGGUUAGUGAACCUCCACAAUUGCUGCGCAGUUUCCGCCCACACCAUGAUGGGGUUACGCACCUGCAUACACGUUUCCACGGCAAUCAUCUGCUCCUUCUGUCAGCAUCGUCAGACUGUCGUGUGGCCCUCAGCUAUCUGCCAGGAGACAUCAUUGGCUUUUUUGGACAGGAGGAGCAGUGGAGCAUCAUGAGGUCUGCAUGUGUUCACCCACAGCAGGACCCCUGUAAUGGUAGGCACCCUGACAACACAGCAGAAUGCGAGGAGAUGGAAACAGACAAGAAGCACGAUUGUGGAACAGAGCACAGAGUUUGUCUGAGUGAAUUAUUUCUAACCUAAGUCUCUUUGUACUUUAAGUUGUUUUUUUUGUUGAUAUUAUGGGCUUGAAUUUUUUUUCAUCAGUUAAAAUUACCGUUUCAAUUACUCGAGACUACAAACUGUACCAAGCUCAACAGAAAUUGACUUUGGGUGUUUGCGUUGUGACACAUUGACCAGAAACAUCAUCAAAGGGAUGAAGCUGAAAAAAAAUAAAAAAAUAAUCAAGUGCGCGCCAGUAAAUGAUGUGAACUAGGAUGUGUUGCUAUAAUUCCGGAAGGUAAAAUUUUGACAUUAGUUGGGCACUCAACAUAAAUGAUGGCAUCUUAAAGUCAAGUGAAAAGAUGUACUCAACUUGCGUCAGCAGUAGCAGUCUGGAGACAAGAUAAAUCUUGGUACAGGUCACUGUUACUGUACCAUUUAUCAACUGGAGGUGUGAUAUUAGAUCCUAAUGAGAUGUAAAAUCAAAACUAUAUGAUAGACUUGCUGGGAUACUAAAGUACUGGAGAAAAUAUAUUUAAUCCUUGAUGCUAUAAAACCCACCCUCUCCUAAACGAUCGGGGCUUGACCAUAUAACGUUAUAUAAAUUAUACACAUAUUAUAUAUCAUUCAAAGCAAUAUUUUAAUAUUUGUACUGCAAUAUGGAGCAAGGUUUCAACCUAGUGGGUAAUGAUUACUGGUGUGAAUAUUUUGUUUUAUGAAUGAUCCGAUACCAAUGAACUAAUUACAAGACAGGAAUGUUUUUGUAACCCUAUAAAAUUACUAUAUUUUUGUUUACUACAGUGGCUUUCAAUACAAUGUAGAAUUCUUCUCAAUUAUAUACUAAUAAAUAUGUUUAUUUUAUUGCAUUUAAAUGUUUUUCUUCAUGCUGCACGCUAGCAUAGUACUUAGCACAUCCCUCCUCCAAAAAAUAUAUGUAACAUGCAUUUCACAUUCUGAAAACAUAUGGUACUCUAAGUCAGGGAUAGGCAAUGACAGUGAGCCCUUACAGUGUAGUUUUAAGUUGUAAUAUCAGCAUUUACCACUAGAUGGCAGACAUGGCUUAGUUGCAUUUACACCAAGGCUUAUACUGCCCUUUAAUACAACGAGAGUAAACCUAAAAGUUUGUUGUGGAAUAGGACUGAAAGGCAGGAGUACCUCAAUAAAGUGAGUUAAUUUUACAUUGGGGAGGGGUGCAAUUUGUGGUUAUUUUAUAGCUCGCUUCAAACCCUUAUUUGUAGGUUUAGGAUUGAUUUGUAUGAUUUUUGUUGUUGUUGAUUGGUUGUGAGAAAUCAUGAGGUAAAUCUGGAAUGAUCAAAUAUCAUUGCUUACUAUUAUUUAAAUGUAACCUAUACUCUUCCUUAAAAUGAAUUUUCUUUUGUUUGGAGUGUGGUGCUCAGUGAGCUAUUCAUCAUGGGAAUGAUUGUGAGCACAACAAAGGUUAAUUUAGUACAAAUAUAUAAUAUACUUUAUAGUGGAGUUGACGGUUUUAUUACUUUGGAUGUUGUGGAGUCAGUGGUGUGUCUGAAAGUAGCAGUUAAUGAAUAGAUGUACCAGGCACAGUAUAUUGGCCUGGGUGCAGUUGAUUUAAUGACAUUAUUAAGUUGUUGCAUUGCUUUAUAUUUGUCUCUAGUGCAACUGUAGCGCUUCUUAUUGAUGCCUUGAAAUACAACUUUUCGAAAUAUUACACAAAUGCACACACCGGGAAAAUGAAGAUUAAAUAUUUAAAUCGCAGUCUCUGCUUCUACGUUCCAUCUUCACGAUCAGAAUUUAAUUUCCUGUCACUUUAAAAGAAACAGUGUUAUUGCUGAGAUUUUUUUUUUUUUUUACUGAGAUGUUUCAGUCACUGUCCCAGUGUUGAUGUGUGUAGGCAUGUGUGUAUGUGCUUAGAUAGGUCUUGAGAAAAGUUCAUCACGUAAACCAAUCCGCCAAAGCGAAAGAAAGAAAUCCUAGUCUACACACUUCAUCUGUGUGUGUGUGUCCAAUGCACGACUGAUAUUGAUGUGUCUGAGUGGUCAGUGUAAUCCGAACAAGUGCUCUUGUGACCAUGAGAGAUGAAACUGUGGGUCUCUGUCUCUCCAGAGGCCACUUUUUUGUGUUGCCUGUAAAAUCACUUCUACAACUAGAAAGUGGGGAAGUAGCAAAAUUGGAUGAAUGAGACAUCAGUAUAUCAUGCAAAAUUUCAAUGUACCUCACAAGGUAAUGCUUUCUCUACUACCUUUUACUGAAUUUACUGUUUUCAACCACUAUCUACUACAUUCCACCGUGGAUAUACUACAGUGUGCAUUGACAAAAUUAUUUUUGUAUUUAUUUUAUUUGAAUUGUCUUCUGUCCUUUCCUUAGUAGUUUAUCAAUGAGGCUGAACAAUGAUCAUGUAAAUCAGUGAGCUUUUAGGAAGAAGCUAAUCUUCCUCAUCUGGCUUCUUACGUAGACAAAGAAGAAGCGGACCAUGAAUGAAGGCAAAUUGAAAUUAACUCUGUGAUUAACGAGCAGUGCAAUACAAACUUUUUGGCUAGGUCGUUGUACUAUCGAUCAUCUUAAUCUUGAAUAUGUUUUUUUUUUUUUAAGUCUUACUCCUCAGUGGGAUACAAAUAUAUUUUGGAUUGGUGUUGAUUUGAUUUGCUUGCUACAGGAAGUGUGCUCUCAGAGUAAAUGGCAUUCAACAAUAUAACAGACAUAAAUCUCCAUGCACACCCCAUUUCCUAUGUGCACUGUAAUAAUGUGUGUCCAUAUUCUAUAAGUUAUUGUAAUUCUAGGUGUUAGAUCUAGUGUUUGCAAAAAAAAUUCGGUUUACUCAUUGAUGAUUUUAUUUCAGAAUAGAGGUGGUUUGCACGUUCUAUAAAUUAAGGGGCUUAGCUUUGUAAUAUUGCUUCAUCUGGUAAAAGGACACAUACAUCUCUAUUCUUAUAGUCAAUUUUAAAUAUAGCUUCAUUUAUAUGUAUGAGUUUUGUAGCAGGUGAUUUAGUUGGAGUCUCGAUGCACGUUGCAGCUCAGACUGCCGGGCUGCAUCAUAAUUAACAUACAUCAAAUUGUCAUGUAAUUUACUCCUCAUCCUGAUGUUGAU